Blastomyces dermatitidis ER-3 is the source of this 5613-nucleotide messenger RNA. Its product is annotated as MYB DNA-binding domain-containing protein. Gene Ontology annotation, biological process: positive regulation of transcription by RNA polymerase II; mitotic cell cycle. NCBI's taxonomy places the organism in Eukaryota, Fungi, Ascomycota, Eurotiomycetes, Onygenales, Ajellomycetaceae. The transcript has 9 exons. The record is from RefSeq and is a predicted model, not a curated record. The coding region runs from base 1644 to 2324 and encodes 226 amino acids. Gene Ontology annotation, cellular component: nucleus. Gene Ontology annotation, molecular function: DNA-binding transcription factor activity, RNA polymerase II-specific; RNA polymerase II cis-regulatory region sequence-specific DNA binding.
AACUUUAGUUUCGAUGCCAACAACACUACGUAAUGGAGAAUUAAUCAUAAGUACUUGUACCUUACCUUGUGCGAACCAACCAUCUAUCCAGCUCGCAGGAGCGAUUCAAGGAAGCUGGCUUAUGGUAUUGAACGAUGGUUUUGACUUGCCUGUCCCCUCCGUGAACAGUCUCGAGGUUUCAUCUUCACCUCUUCAUCCAAGUUACAACCUAUGAGCUUCUCUUUAACAACCUGAGCAAUGCUCUGCGCCCCCUCUGGGAAAUCUGUUCUAAGACAAAUACAGCAUAGGGAAGGUCCCUCAAAAGAUGAAUGGUUUAUGACUAGAUUUUGGCUAAAUUUUAUGCCAUCUUCCUGCUACCAAUCCCAAUCAAAUUUGAAAACGAGGACUUGGUCAUACCUCGAAUAUUUGUCCGAAUUUUGAGAACUGGGUUGGACAAACACCUAUCAGCAUUUCUGGGCAAAGGCUAGCUUCCAGUCCAGAAGACCGAAAAAGCAAAAGCAGGUUAUUAAUUGCGACCCUCCGUUGUAUCAUUAGCGCCCUCGGGUUCCGAGAGCGGCUUGGUCAUGACUUCAGUCGCAACUUUCCAAGGUUGGCAUCGAUUGGUUGCGUCAGUGGUUGAAUCAAAGACCCCCAUGAAUUGUUUUCUGGGUAUUUCUGUUUCCUCGCACUGGAGGAAAGGGAAAAAAUUAGCCAGAAAUACUUGUUCACCAUGAUUGUUGACUUCCGCACAUUCUAGCUCUUCUGGCACAUGUCAACGCUCUCUCUCUCCCUCUAGCGAAAAAAAGAGGCAGAGCCGGGAGAGAAAAAAGCAAUUAUGCCUCUCCCCCUCUCUUGAAUACAGGUCUGAUACAUGGUGGUUAGAGUCCAUGCACAAGACAUCUUGGUCUCAUAACUGCGCAAAUGCUGAAGCCAGGAAGCUUAAAGUUCCAAGAAUUUCUUUGGUCAUCGUCCUCGCGCCUACUUACAGAGAGGGCUGGUCAACUGGAUCUGAUAGCAAGUAGUAGACCCUUUCGAACUCAUAUACGGAGCAUAUGCCGGCGCAAGCUAUUCCUCGAAUGUGAUUGAUGCCAAGAGGUCGGUUUGGUGGUUUGUUGAUUAGAUGAAGCUAAUUGUAAUGUACUAGUAUGGUAGUUACGGUACCGGUGCUUAGUUGUGGAAAACGGCAAGAUGACAGAGAAUGAUAUGAUUAUGUUUUGUUUUUGUUUUUUUUUUUUUUUUUUUUUUUUUUGUACGAACACCCGUAUUGCGCUCGUAAAAGCGUCAUACCCAUCCAGCUUCCCGCAGCCAGUCGUAUGAAUCGUACCGACCUUGCUGUGGUUGUGAUGGAACUUUGGGUUCCCCGCAUCUUCCCACUUACAGCCCAGCUUGCUUUGCCUGCUCGCCACGCCCCCAUCGCAUUCCAGCAUUGCUCCAUCGACAACAUCAGUCAAGUCGCUUGAACAACAUCCGCUAUCGACAUACAUCCCAUACAUACGUACAAGUCUCUGCCCGCGACCUGUUCACGACUUGCCCCCCUUUCCCCCCCCCCGAUUCCCCCCGUACACUCACUUGUGCCCUUGUAACCUUCCGCAUUCCACAUCGGCAGGUGCUAUCUGGUUUACUUUGAUGAACUGUUCCCUCUACUUGCAGUUACCUACCUACUGAUGAACGAGAUGAAUUGGCCGGUUUUUGUUUCGAGACCUCCUCUUCCUAAUAUGUCAUCACCUCCAACUUCCAAACGCAUCAAGACGACUGUUGCAUCCAACACACCCACACAUCCCCUAAACCAGCAACAGCAGCAACAGCCUCAUCCUUUUACAGGGCCUGGCCCUUUCGAAAGCGCCUCUAUGGUGCCCAUCUCCACCCCCGUGCCAGCUCCAGCCCCAGCAGCUCCAAAUCCCCGGAAGCGACGUGCGUCACUCCAGACUGCUUGUUUGGCCGCCAUGGCACCUCCCCCGCUAACAGGUGCUGUUGAAGGCGAGGGAAAUACCACUACUACUAGUAUAACUGGCGCGCCAACCGCCCCCGAGCCCACAGUCAAGAAGAAGGGUCGAACAAACACCCCAUGGACGGCGGAGGAGGAGCAACGGCUUAAGACUAUGCGCGAUGCUGGCAACACUUGGAGUGAAAUUGCUAAGACCUUCCCCUUGCGAACUGAAGGAAGUGUGAAGAAACAUUGGUACAAGGACAUGCAUUAUGCUGAAUUUACCGAGGAGGAGUCCAUAACGCUGCGCGAUGCCAUCAAAGAAUACGAAUCAAGUAAAUGGAAAGUCAUUGGACAGAAGAUUGGGAAGCCAGCAAAGGCCUGUGAGCAAUAUGCAAAGGAGCAUUUUAAGCACACUUAACGUACGCAGCGGAAAUGACGUUUUAACGACUAACUUAUACCUACAAUAUCUACCCCCUUUUUUUCCCGACAAUUAGCACCCAAGCUCGUGCUGUUGUACAUCCGUUCUACGUCUUUACGUUAUUCCUAUUUCAGGAAACUAUUUAUGAAUCGCCGCAACUUUAUGAUGAGUAAACGGGAUCGCAGGCUUCAGGAGUUUAGGCUGGGUGUUCACACCUUCUUAUUUUACCAGUUAGUAACAAGGUGGGGCGAGCCCAGGCAGUUUUCAGGCAGUGCUAUACCCCAGUUUCCUCUGUCUCUAUUCAAGGUGCUUUGAUUUCCAUAUUUUCCCUUAUUUUUCACUUUGCUUUUUUCUAUCAAAAUGCGUUUUGUGCUUGGGGGUGAGAUUGUUCGGGAAGCGGCUCAUUGGGUGAGAUGUUAUGCGAAUGCGAAGAGCACCGUUGGGUUCCUAGUCGUCUUCUUUUCUUGUUUAAUGUUUUAUUCAGUUCUUCAAAUUUUCUAAUGGCCAACCUCCCCCCCCCCCUUUCCCCCGGUUUUUUAUUCUUUCCUUUUUCUUUGUUUUCACUCUUUCCACAUGCCUAUUCUAAGUCCCUUACAUUACUUCCAAUCUCAAAUUCGGGUGGUAUAUCAAAUAAAAUCAAUUGGAAAACCAAAUCGACUAGUUUUGUAUACAAGCAGACAAAAGAAAAUGGCGGGCAAAGUUUCCUCGGUUAUCUCUAAGAGUUCUGCAAACGGCCUAUAUCUCUCGUGGACGAGCUGAGUGCAUCAUCCAGUCGCGCGCGUUUAUAAAACAGGCGGGAUAUUUCUUGGAAGGGGGGGUAUUACCUGUUUCCCAGUUUCGUCUACUUCGUCUUUAACUCCUAGGCCAAAAUAAUAAAUUGACCAAGUGGGUAAAUGUUAAUGUGAAGGUUGUGAAAUACCUAUCUCAUUUUUAUUUUUUUUAUUUUUUGUGUCGUUUGGAGAUGUUGAACGUUGACAGAGUUGAGGAAGACACUGAGGCGAGUGUUGUUGGGAUGCGAUUGCGCAAAGUUGGACUGCAUGGAGAGAGGGGGAUGGGAAAGAUUGAAGGCUGAAAAUUGGACAGAAGCACAUGGGAUAAAGUAUAUUACAUUAAAUACAUGCGUCUAAGCAACAUCAUAGUCUCUGCAUAAUCUUUGCGAACUUAUUAUACCUUAAUCAUGAGUUGCAGUGGGAGGUGUCAGGGAGUUUAACACCCCUUCUGCGUUAGAUAAAUAGUUAAUGGAUAGAGGGAGGGACCUGGUGAAUAAGCUAGGCCAAACAACAUUUAUGAGUUUUUCAUCCCUAUCUAUUUUGCAUGCACAAUUGCUUAUAUGUAUGUAUGUACUACUCAUUUCUUAUCCAUUUGACCCUAAUCAUUAGCAUUUCAGAACACACAAGGAAUAAAACCCAGUAUGGCAUAGAGCGACUCCACUACAACUGGUUAUUGUAAGUUAGAAAGGCAGGCUUCAUUCGUCACUCCGAUUUCUGUUUCGGAUCCUCUAUUCUGGGCCCCUUGCCUCUUGCCCACCCCUUUAAAUUGCCUUUUGCAUUUUUUUCUUUUUUUAAUAUGGUCUAUUUAAUUCUUCAUGUAUUCAGGCACAAUUACUACACGUGGGACAUGUUAAAGUGAGUAAAUUUUGAGAGAACUGCAGCUUCACAUCACAUAUCAUUUUUCCUCAAUUGUCAUUUUUCUUGUCUGUUUCCCUGUCUCUGCUUCUAAGUUUGUUAUUCCUCAUCGAAGCCAUCUACAGGCAUCCUCCUCUGCUUCUGGAUCCCUACUUUUUUUGCUAGUAGUGUGUAAGGAAAUGUCAGAAAGGAAGUUGAGCGAUCAACAUGCACAAUAUGAAAGCUACAGAAUAACUUACAUGAUAAGAGCUGACUUGGUUGUUCAUCUGUUGCGUUUUUGCUCUUUUAAUGCUAGCUGGUUGGACGAACUUCUCAAUUUUGAGGAUGGAUUUUAUCUUGGUUCAUUUCUGAAUGAACACAAGUACUUUCUCUCAAUCUCCCAUUCUCUUCCUCUUCUGAAGCAUUAUAUACAUUCAAAGUAGCUGUCAAAGUCACAUCAAGUCAGAAGAACCAAACCUGUUUCAACACCCACACACAACGUCGUUAUUUUUUUCUGUUUUCAUUUUCAUAUAUAUCCGGGGAUACACCGUUGGGCUUUUCUAUCAGUGGCCGAGACACCAGUGAACUCCCAAGACCUAACAAUAUCUAUGGCAUACCGAAGCCAGGAGACAUCAAAGUCCAUUCUAAUUCUAACCAUUGCAAGUGUUGCUAGGUGGCUAACUAUCACACCAAAUUUAGCAGCCAUGCAGUUUCACUCGUUGCAUUUUCUACAUGGUUACCUUUUACACAGCGGGUCGCUAUGUUUGAUACAGGAGGACCCUUGAUUGGAUAAAAUCAACCCGGCUACAGGAAUGUUAUGAUUUUGUGCGGGAGGACAAGAAUUUCCCCUUCUUCUUGUUGUAUCUUUCCUCUACUUUGCGCAUCCUCUGUGCCUCACCAACAGCAAGGAAGUUGGAUGUGUUCCCAUCAAUCAUCCCGGUCGUUUCAGUUGUUGGAUUUUCCCCUCCGGUGACGAGUGAAAUUCGGAGGGAUUUGACCUAGGUUCGACCAACAGCUGGCAAUGUCUUCCUAACGGACGGAUUGUCGGUUCAGCAAGCCUCUUUCGUCCCCCCACCCCGGCUCUGAAGUUUGCGUUGUAGAUUUACUUGCAGAAUUCGGUGUCUCCGAGUCACCAAGCUCGAUCCGAUAGGCUCACUUGCAAAAUCACUCUCUAUCCGCAUUUGUUGGGUGCACAGGCGGACUUCUAGUUUGGCCAAUCCAAAACUUCCCUUCAAACCGCCGGUGGUGGCAACGAUGUUAGGCUUUCAGAAAUCUGUGUCGUCGUUCUGAGUUCGAUUUCUUCUAGGUGCUAUCCUUAUGUGCCCCGCAUGCUUGAUUUACCCUAGUUUGCUUUCAGAAGACGAAGUUAUCUUGGUAUACGAAUGCUGGAAUGACUUAAGAUAUCUAUUUAACCCCAGACCCCUUUCUAACAUCCCAUAUUUUCAAACGAUGGAUCAUUUUGCUAGGCAUGGUUCCUCCGAACGUAUGAAUUUGCGCGAUGAAAAAUUCGAAUCCCACUUUCUGUCUGAUUUUAUAAAUCGUCCCUGCGCCAUCAGAAGGAAUCGGGUCCAGGUUGAUCCGCCUACUUUGUGAAGCUUUGCCUUGCCGAUCCCUGUAUACUCACGUAUAUUAACUGAAUACAUUUUCCAAGAUGGACUGUUUGCGGUAUUCACCUUGCGGACGGC